GCAAAAAGAGGCGCGGUUCUAAGGCUCGAGCAGCGGCCGCGGGCGAAGAUUCACUGGAGGUGUUAGAACCCCUCUUAAUCCGAAAGAGUAAUUCUGCCCAUCGAGAAAAUGAGCACUUCGAUGAAGCGAAAUCGUGGCACGACUUCGAGCUCGAGAAAAAAGAGAAGAAUACAGGGCUGCUUCCGAAGUCUUCGGGUAUCAACAAUCCAAGUGAGUCCCACGAACAGCAGCUUUCGUCCUCACGACGUAAUGGGCAUCCUUUGGGUCGGGAGUCCGAGAAUGCGAUGACGCCACCAACUACUACUACAACAGCAGCAUCGAUAAAGUUGACGACUAGUAUCGCGGUCGGCGAUAACGUCUACCUGUAUGUGGUCAAGCGCUCACUCGAGUUUGUCUACGAGGCACUUGGGCAGCUAAUUAUUCUGAUCGCCGACUGGCGGAUCCAGUAUCAGAUGAGCACCGAGAACUUUUUAAAGCAUGGCAUGCCAGCACACGCGUCGCAAGCCGAAAUGUGGCGGCUCAGCUACUUUUUGAUGAAUGUGUCCCUGGUGGUUCGCGAAACGAUCUACUAUGUGCAGGAAAUCAUCGUGUUGUUGAUACCUGACGACGAAGUCGGUAUUCAGACGAGUCUACUUCACGACUUUUCGUUGCUUUUCGCAAAGGUAGAUGCGUGUCAUAACGUGACGGCGUUCGAACAUGCAGCCAAGCAUCAUAAUGCAGUUUCGCUGUACCAAGAAGAUCAACAUCAACAACGUGCUGCAGAACAACUGGGUCGAUACCUUCUCGACGACGACGAUGAAGGAGGGCUACGUCCUUUUUUUAGUCACGCUAUAAACCGCGGUCACGAGGAUGAUGUCCUUGAUCAAGAGAAUGAUCAGAAUUCUAUGAAGAAUUACGAUCAUCUACUUGGUGAAAGUGGAAAUAGCAGAACGCAUCCGAGACAGCGACGUCGUUACCUUAUGCAGCCGGAUCUUCCUGCCGGUGUUGAGACCGUAUAA
Molecule: messenger RNA, 998 nt
Organism: Amoebophrya sp. A25
Lineage: Eukaryota; Dinophyceae; Syndiniales; Amoebophryaceae
Source: the annotation of a GenBank genome assembly